AAAUGUAUCACGCUGUUCAUGAAAAUAUCAUGUGGUUGUUUUUUCAUGGUCACACACUGUGUGUGAGCCAGAGGGAUGCUCGCUGAUGCUACAUAAUGGAUAAGGCAGGGGCCACUCACAGGACUGGGACCUCAACAGGAUCAAAAUAUAUUCUUCACUUGGACCCCAGUUAAGUAGCCCUCUGAAGAUGUAAAUGCCAGCAGAACAGAUGGAUGGAGAGAACAUCUCAUCACUCUGACACCAUGUUUAUGCAAUCACACACCAACACGCUCCUCCAUGUGCACGCACGCACACAUACGCGCUCUGGAGCAAGAUGCUGAUGGAGAUUUCUUCAGUCAUCAAAUGACCCUGCUGGAUACCAGGACAGUACCAGGAGAGCUGAAAUGGGCAGCCAGUCCUUCAGAGGGAGGGUGGGAAGAGGUGAGUAUAAUGGAUGAGAAAAACAUCCCCAUCAGAACCUACCAGGUGUGUAAUGUCUUAGAACCCAAUCAAAACAACUGGUUGAGGACAGACUGGAUCCCUCGAUCUGGCGCUCAGCGGGUCUACGUCGAAGUCAAGUUUACCCUGAGAGACUGCAACAGCCUGCCAGGGGUCACCGGCACAUGCAAGGAGACAUUCAAUCUGUACUAUCACGAGUCAAAUGAAGACAGAGAGAGCUACAUCAAAGAGAGCAGCUUCAUAAAGGUGGACACUGUGGCAGCAGACGAGAGCUUCACCCAGGUGGACGUGGGUGACCGCAUCAUGAAACUCAACACUGAGGUGCGAGACGUCAAGGUCACAACCCGGAAAGGUUUCUACCUGGCCUUUCAGGAUGUUGGCGCCUGCAUCGCUUUGGUUUCCGUCAGAGUUUUCUACAAAACCUGCCCGCUAACCAUCCAUAACCUGGCAACGUUUCCUGACACUGUAACUGGGGCCGACACUUCUUCCCUAGUGGAGGUCAGGGGGUCUUGUGUCAACCAAUCAGAAGAGAGAGAGGAGCCUAAAAUGUACUGUGGUGCUGACGGGGAAUGGUUGGUUCCUAUUGGUGGAUGUCUCUGCAACCCAGGGUAUCAAGAGAAGGGCGGCGCAUGUAAAGCCUGUACCGCUGGCUUUUACAAGGCCAAGUCUUCAGAUGCAGGAUGCUCCAAGUGUCCUCCACAUAGCUACUCGCUCAGAGACGGCGCGACUGUCUGUGACUGCCACUCUGGAUUCUUCCGUGCUGACAGCGACCCUCCCUCCAUGAGCUGCACCCAGCCGCCGUCAGCCCCACAGCAGCUCAUCUCUGUGGUUAACGAGACCUCGGUGGUCCUGGAGUGGGCCCCCCCUCGCCGGCUGGGAGGACGAAGUGACACCAGCUACAGUCUCGAGUGUCUCAUCUGUCAAACAGGAAGCCACAGUCAGUCUGGCAGUAAAGCUCUUCCCAGGAAUCACAGCAUCUCCCAGCCUGAGGCUCAGCACAGUGGCCUGGGGAUGCAGUCAGACCAGGGGAUUGUGGGAUCUGAAGUCCAGUCAGGGAGAGGAGUCUACCAGAGCAGACCAGUACCUGGAGAUUACCCGAGACUCAGUUCAGGUUCUGUCUCCAGCUCUCAGCUCUGCCUGCCUUGUGGCUCAGACGUGCUCUUCUCUCCCGACCAGACCGGACUGAGGACCACCAGGGUGGUUGUGAGCGAGCUCAGGGCCCACACGCACUACACGUUCAUCGUCCACGCACGCAAUGGGGUCUCCCAGGCCAGCGGAGCAGGGGCAGCUCAGAGUGCGUCUGUCACCAUCACCACCAACCAAGCUGGUGAGCAGAAGUGUUUGAGAGUGAGAAAUGUGUUUGUCAGAUUGUUGUAG
Plectropomus leopardus (leopard coralgrouper) is the source of this 1815-nucleotide messenger RNA. The record is from RefSeq and is a predicted model, not a curated record. Lineage: Eukaryota; Metazoa; Chordata; Actinopteri; Perciformes; Serranidae.